Messenger RNA from Homarus americanus (American lobster), 1406 nucleotides. RefSeq lists its product as uncharacterized. The transcript is spliced from 9 exons. Gene Ontology annotation, molecular function: hexosyltransferase activity. Gene Ontology annotation, biological process: glycosphingolipid biosynthetic process. NCBI's taxonomy places the organism in Eukaryota, Metazoa, Arthropoda, Malacostraca, Decapoda, Nephropidae. The coding region runs from base 219 to 1406 and encodes 395 amino acids. The record is from RefSeq and is a predicted model, not a curated record.
CUACCUCCUAACAACAGCAUUAGCACGCAGCUCCUCGCCUUCCCUUCUCACGCAUAUAUGACUUGACGGUACAUGAUUGGUUGAAUCAUUUACUGUUGUCACCGUCGCUACAUCAGGCAACAACGAGAAGCAGGUGUUCGUCCAGCCGCUGUUUCACUCACUCAGUGUUGGCCGUACAGUAUAGCAUUACUGUUAGUGUCUCUACAGGCAACUGCACAAUGCUUAUUGGACCAAGACCAACACUGGGCUGGCUGGUGUACCUGAUGGUCAAGGGUUCCUGGUACCGGAUGGCUGUGAUUCUCUGUAUAUUCGGGUUCGCCACCCUGACCAUCUUACACCAGGGGAGUCGAACCCUCACACUCCAGUACUCCAAGCCUAUGCCCUUCCCUCCGCCCAUGAUGUUCCUGCCCCCGCCCUCCCACGGCUACAUGACCGCCCUUGAUGCCUGCUCCGUCGAAGCCGCUGCUAUAAGAGUCGACAACCUAGAGUCGAGCAGCCUCCACGGGGACAAGUACGAUGAGAGGGUCAGGGAUGCCGCGAAGAGUGAAGAAGAGGGCGGGAAGAGCAAGAAAGAGGGCGGGAAGAGCAAGAAAGAGGGCGGGAAGAGCAUGAAAGAGGGCAAGAAGAGCAAGAAAGAGGGCGGGAUGGGGCAUAUAGGGCGUCAGGUGUAUGUGUACCUGUGGCAGACCUCGGUUGGGCCCAAAGACGUGUGGGGUCAAUGGGUCACACGCCUCCCAGGAGUUCGCUUGGAUCUCCUCGAGGUACCGAAGAUCGUCACCAGAACGCCCGUCAAGAAACUGGCUAAGCUCAGAAGCUGGAGCAGUUAUCCCAACUGGUCUGUGUGGGCGGCAGCGCGGGUGGCACUGCUGUGGGCGGCAGGCGGCAUGGUGGUGCCUCUGGGUGUGGUGAUGACACGGCCGGUGUGGGUGGAGGCGGCAGGACUCGGGUCAGGAAUAUUGGUGACCGGGCAGGGUGGGACGAUGGACCCCGUGGUGCUUUCCUCCCCCGCCCACCACCCACUCCUCUCCGCCCUCACCACCUACCUGGUCAAUGGCACCAACAACAAUUUUGACCAAAUCACUAGCCAGAGUGAGCUGCUGACGAAGGCGGUGAAGGAGGCGUGCGGCGUGAAGAAUGUGGCUCGUCUCGCUGUUGGUAACUGUUCUGACUUCACCAUUCUCCCCAGGAGCUUUAUUGUCGACAUGGAUCUCACACAGACGCCACAGGCUGUAGGAUCAGAAUCGGCCUUCCUGCGGUACAUCAAUGAGGACUACUUUCUGGAGGAUCCCGUCAUAGCCUACCAGCUGUUCCAGAAUUACCACCUGUCCCAGUACUGCCCCAAGACGGCCAACCAACUGGAGGAAAACCAACUUUCGUGGGACUCGCUGGUAGGGGUAGUAUCUUAA